Messenger RNA from Engraulis encrasicolus (European anchovy), 2557 nucleotides. It is a transcript of the gene camlg, whose product is annotated as calcium modulating ligand. The transcript has 4 exons. Gene Ontology annotation, biological process: tail-anchored membrane protein insertion into ER membrane. Gene Ontology annotation, cellular component: GET complex. Bases 135 to 1034 code for a protein of 299 amino acids. The record is from RefSeq and is a predicted model, not a curated record. NCBI's taxonomy places the organism in Eukaryota, Metazoa, Chordata, Actinopteri, Clupeiformes, Engraulidae.
GCUUGGUGUAGCCUCUGUGUACCAUUGCUCGCCCUUACAUUGAUUGAAAAUAUUUUAUCUUGUUCAAACAACCGAGCCACUGUUUUACCACUGAAACUGUAAUAAUUACAUGAAAUAAUACCGAACGUGUUAGAAUGGACUCCACUGAGGAUAACACAGCUGGCAAUUCGGAGGAGAAAAGUAACGUGCCCCUGUCUGCUGCACAAAGGAGAGCUGAAAUUCGGAGACGAAAAUUGUUGAAGAAUUCCGAAGACAGACUAAAUAGAAUAGUGGGAUACACCAAAAAUGAAGACAAAAGUCAAUCUCCCAAGCGUGUGGUGGAGCCCCGGUUUCACCUGGACUUGGACAGAAACGAUGCCUGGACCCCCCCUCUUGGAACCGCCGCAAGACUGUCUCCCUACCUGUCCGACCCCAGCAGCACCCCGGAGCGCAGGGGCUCCCCACUACCGGACCUCAACGAUGACCUGAGAAGCACGGUGCUCCUGGACGACGACGACAUGGCCGAGUUGGUGAGACAGAGGCCGCGGGGGGAGCUGUCUUCGGACGACCGCGCCCGCUCUCGCUCCCCGCACAAGAAGGGGCUGCAGAAGUACCUGUCUCGCUUCGACGACGCCAUGAAACUCCGCGGUCAGCUGGCCAACGAGAAGGCCGCCCAGGAGAGCAGUGCGGAGCCAGAGGAGCUGGACUCCUUCCGGCUGUUCCGGCUCAUCGGCAGCAUCAUCUUGGCCGUGUUCGUCAGAGUCUUUGUUUGCAAGUACUUGUCCAUCUUUGCACCAUUCCUUACUCUGGAGCUGGCCUACAUGGGAUUGCAUAAGUAUUUUCCAAAGGUGGAGAAGAAGGCCAAGACCACGGUGCUGACGGCCGCCCUGCUGCUCUCGGGCAUCCCGGCGGAGGUCAUCAACCGCUCCAUGGACACCUACCGCCGCAUGGGGGACGUCUUCGCCGACCUCUGCGUCUACUUCUUCACCUUCAUCAUCAGCCACGAGCUACUGCUGCUCUUCGGCCAAGCGCUGCCGGAGGCCGAGGCCACUUAGGCCCGGAGUGCGUGCGUGCGUGCAUGUGUGUGUGCGCGUGGUUGUUUCAGAGUAUGAGACUACUAUGUUUAUGUGCAGGGCGCAACCCAAGUAAUUGCCCUGUCCCACCAUCCUGGGGUGAGGUGAGGAGUGAUUUGGUAUCGGGAGGGGGAAUAGGAUCGCUACUGUUUGAAUGUUUGAAUUGUACUGUUGUAUGAAUGUGUAUGUGGCCUGUUCAGAUGGGUUGGGCCGCUAGAAAAGAUCAAUGCUUUGGCCUCAUUCCCCCCUUUAAGAACCCUUGCGGUUUUCAAACAUCCAGGGCUCUCCUGGCGACUUGGCCCUAGAAAUAUUUCAUGUUUAUUCCCCCACCCCUCUUACAUACAGCCUUGACUCUGUGUCUGUGUGAUGUAUAUAUGUGUGUGUGUGAGAGAGACUGUUUGUAUGAUCAAAAGUUGGUUGAGGUGAGUCUGGCCUGAAGGCGAUGGUCCACUAGUAUUGCAACUGCCCUUGUCUCUCUAGUCUAGUGUCACUGCUUUUGGUUGAGGCUGGCCUUAUUAGCCAUGGUCCACUACUACAGCUACUGCCCUGGCCUCCCUUUCCCAACGCCACCCUGGGCCUAUACCACAAAGCUGGUUCAGGAGUAAACCAGGUUAAGUUAAGAUGUAAAUCAUCUAAUCUAAAAUGAGUACUCCAGGCUCUUCUUCUUAGAUGAUUUACCUCUUAACUUAACCUGGUUUAAUCCUGAACCAGCUUUGUAGUAUAGGCCCCCUGUGUCUUCUGUUGUUACUGAGCAUGGGCCCAUGAACACAAAAAUAUCACCCUCCAAACUGACACUAACCUGUCACAUUUCCGUUAAAAACAUUUACAACACACACACUCUUUCUUUCGGUCUUUCUUUCUUUCUUUCUUUCUUUCGGUCUUUCUUUCUUUCUUUCUUUCUGUCUCCCUGUCAAUCUCUCUAUUGCUAUCCCUAUUUCACACAGGCAUACACACGGUUACAGUUCAUUGUCAUGACAUCUAAGGUAUUUAAAUGUAAAUUAUGCUUUCCCCCACCUCAUGUGCACUCAUGUAUGAAGCUCUAGCCGGAUUUUGCUUACCUGUAUGCUAUAACACUGUGUGGUACUCAAGUCCUUUAUGAAUGUGAAAUGACCAUCUCACGGGUGUUCGGUCCAGUGGAUUGGAUAGUUAGGGUUUUGCGGUCGGUCCUCUGUCCCUUUAUAGAGCUUCAGUGUUCGUGGAUGGCUAUGUUUUAACCUUGGACUGAGCUUUGGUGCGGUAGGGAACAAUUUUAGGCUGUUCCGGUGUCUUCUCUAAUCCUUCCUCAGACAUUCUCAACCAGUCGCAUGCUCUUUCUGUCUCUGUCUCGCUCAGUGUCGAAUUCAUUCAUGACCUACAUUAAAUUAUUGGAUUUUAUGUCAAAGGAUUUUGAACACAUGCUGCAUACUUGAUUUUGUUUGUUUGUGUUAAUUUUAUGUAUUGUGAAAAGUGAUGAUGAAUUGUAUUUAUUGUUCCUAUUUAACAUUGACAUUAAAAUAUGAUUCGUA